AUGGUCUCCCUCAAGGCCUCCACUCUCGCCCUCGCCUUCACCCUCGCAACCGCAAUGCCCCAAUCCUCCCUCCCAGCAGGCAUCGCAGACCUCCCCGACUGCGCGCUGAACGGCCUCCCCGCCGUGCUCGCCGCCUCAGGCUGCCCCGGCAUCGACGUCGACUGCCUCUGCUCCAAGCCCGACCUCCCCGCCCAACUCAACACAGCCGUCGAAUCCGCCUGCCCCGAAGAAGCCGACCGCAAGAAAAUCACAGACUUCGUCGCGGGCUUCUGUCCAACCCCCGCGCCAUCCAGCACCACUUCCAUCCCCGCUGAGACUUCUUCUUCUUCUUCCACGACUGACGCCCCCGUGACGGGCGCUGUCGUCCCCGCUCCCACGAGCAGUGCGCCGACGACCACCACCGAGACUGCCACUGCUUGGCCUUCUGCGUCGUCGUCGUGGAUGGGCCACAUCAACGGUACGAACGGGACCUCGACACCGACUUACAACUCGCCCCAGCCGUCGGAUACUGGCGCCCCCGCUUCCGAGGGCGGUGCGGCGUCUCUUGGGUACAGCAUGUUUGCUUUUGUCGUGGCGAUGGGGGGUAUGACUUGGGCUUUUGCUGAGCUUUAG
Messenger RNA from Zasmidium cellare ATCC 36951, 612 nucleotides. RefSeq lists its product as uncharacterized. Bases 1 to 612 code for a protein of 203 amino acids. Lineage: Eukaryota; Fungi; Ascomycota; Dothideomycetes; Mycosphaerellales; Mycosphaerellaceae. The record is from RefSeq and is a predicted model, not a curated record. The transcript has a single exon.